This is a messenger RNA of Rotaria sp. Silwood1, 1392 nucleotides long. The record is from the annotation of a GenBank genome assembly. NCBI's taxonomy places the organism in Eukaryota, Metazoa, Rotifera, Eurotatoria, Philodinida, Philodinidae.
AUGAAUUUAUUUCUUCGUCGUUUAAUCGUUACUACCCCAAAAUGCUCGUCGUUUUUCUUACGGCGUCAUGUAGCUCAUUUUACAUUUUUCAAAGAUCAACCUGAUCCAUCUUAUGGUCCUACUAAAGAAAUGAAUCUAUGUCAAACAAUCCAAAAUACACUUGAUAUUACACUUGGCAAUGAUCAUACCGCUAUUAUAUUUGGUGAAGAUGUUGCUUUCGGUGGUGUUUUUCGAUGUACAACAGAAUUAAGAUCGAAAUAUGGUGCUGAUCGUGUGUUCAAUACACCACUAUGUGAACAAGGUAUUAUCGGGUUUGGAAUAGGUGCCGCUGUCGCUGGAACAACAGCUAUUGCUGAAAUACAAUUUGCUGAUUAUAUUUUCCCCGCUUAUGAUCAAAUUGUAAAUGAAGCAUCAAAGUAUCGAUAUCGCUCACAGAAUUUAUUUAAUUGUGGUAAAUUAACUAUUCGUUCACCAUGGGGCGCUGUAGGACAUGGUGCACUAUAUCAUUCACAAUCGCCUGAAGCACAAUUUAUGCAUACACCUGGUCUUAAAGUUGUCAUUCCACGUGGUGCUAUUGAAGCUAAAGGUUUACUUUUAUCAUGUAUUAAAGAUGAUAAUCCAUGUAUAUUCUUUGAACCAAAAAUACUUUAUCGAUCAGCUAAAGAAGAUGUUCCUAUAAAAGAAUAUACAAUUCCAUUAUCAAAAGCUCAAAUAAUACAUGAAGGAUCUGAUGUAACACUUGUUUCAUGGGGUACACAAGUUCACGUACUUCGAGAAGUUGCACAAAUGGCGGCAAAAGAAAAUAUAUCAUGUGAAUUAAUUGAUUUACGAACUAUUUUACCAUGGGAUGUGGAUACAAUUUGUCAAUCAGUUAGUAAAACUGGGAGAUUAUUAAUAAGUCAUGAAGCACCCAUAACUGGUGGAGUUGGAGCAGAAAUAGCGGCAACAGUUUCUAAAGAAUGUUUCUUAAAUCUCGAAGCACCAAUAGAACGUGUUUGUGGUUAUGAUAUUCAUCCAAUUCCACAUGUUGAUAUUCCACUUGUGAUAUUCCUCGUUUUUCAAUUGAUCUUCAUCCAAUCGGUCGAUGUUUCUAUUGAUGUUGCUGAAAUAAUUGCUACUCGAUUAGAUAAUCAUAUUCCUCAACCAUAUCAUGAUGAAUUCUAUUCAAUAGUUCGAGCAAUACCAAUGCCAUUAGCUGAUAUUGUUCCUAUUAAUCUUGUUUAUGAACUUCGUACCUAUUGUACAAGUUUACUUGUUCGUACAAUAAAUAAUACUAUUAUACACGGUCGAAAUCUUGAUUUUGAUUUUAAUACAGAUUUACUUCGUCCUGGUUUAAUUGGUUUAUUAACUAGUUUACGUCAAGGUUAUUUUAGUUUACGUAUUAAUCAAUGA